Messenger RNA from Plasmopara halstedii, 1248 nucleotides. RefSeq names its product LRR-containing protein. The record is from RefSeq and is a predicted model, not a curated record. Lineage: Eukaryota; Oomycota; Peronosporomycetes; Peronosporales; Peronosporaceae. The transcript has 3 exons. Bases 1 to 1248 code for a protein of 415 amino acids. Gene Ontology annotation, molecular function: protein binding.
AUGGAUUUCUCGUCAGGGUUUGCCUCAGAGCAGCUGUUAGAUGAUGAUGCUGACAUUGAUAUCUCACGACUUGCGGUUGAAGACCGUGAAGCCAUCAUGGCGCGUGUGACACCCGAUGACAGCACUCCACCCGAUGCAUUUGCUCUAGCACAAAAUGACAUUCGCCGUGAGAUGAUCGAUCGAGGCAUUCAACCAAAGGGAUUUUAUAAUGACGACGCAGCACGACUGCAAGAAGAAUAUAAUCGAGAACAUGCGAUGGAGAAAGAUUUUCGUGUACAACAAAAGAUUCAACUCGCUGCCAAAGUUUAUCUGCGCGAAACCGUUCAUCAACGCAGACUUGAGCGCGAAAAAGAAUUGCGAGAAGAAGUUGAAGAAAUCGCGAAAAACCCACAGCUCGAGAUUUGGAUUAGUCUAGCCAAAGCUGACGAAACUCCAAAGCAUGCUGAUAUACGUGUGACUAGUAUUGGAGCUCGAGCACUUUGCAAGACGCUGGCAUUUUCACACUCGCUACGGUCUUUAAAUCUCAACCGAAAUGCACUUGACGACACAACGAGCAAAUGGUUAGCGUUGCUUCUAAAUCGCAACACGUCGCUUCGUCGUUUAGAGCUCGAAAGCAAUUGCCUUGGUCCGCUAGCAGCAAAACAUCUGGCCGAAGCUUUGUGUACCAACGAUUGCCUCGAGUAUUUAAACCUGGAAAGCAAUCCCUUGACAGACGAGGAAAGAGAUUUUACUGGCGUGGUGGCGCUAAGCAAUAUGCUUGGCAAGAACAAUUCUUUGCGUACGUUGAAUUUAUGGCGAACACGACUGGGAGGAGAAGGUGGCAAGCAAUUAGCACUAGCAAUUGCUCGCAACACUGCAAUGGUGUGUUUAGAUGUGGGAAACAACCGUAUUGCCACGUCCGAUGCUGUCUUAAUCGAGAUACAAUUAAAGAAGAAUCGAGCGCUAUUCGAAAAGCAACAAUCGCAGCAGCUAAAAGUUCGUGAGGUCCAGCGGAAAGCAGCAGCUAAGGAGCUUCAGCGGCAAGAAAAAGCGGUGAAAAGACAGGAGGAUGAAACAUGGAUGGAAAAGCGUAAGCUGGAGCGUGAGAAUGAUCGUGCACUACUUGAAGAACAACGGCAACGAUACCUUAAAAUGGAGGAAGAUCGACUGCGGCAAGUUGCAGCUCGAAAAGCUGCCGAGUUUGCGGCUAAAAUCGAGAUGGAAAAGAAGAAAAAGAAGAAAAAGGGUGGGGGUAAGAAGAAGAAAUAG